AUGACCCAUGACUGUUGUGCCAGACCCAACUCUAACCACAUCAACAAGUUUGCAGAUGACACAACAGUGGUGGGCCUCAUCAGCAACGAUGAUGACUCAGCCUACAGAGAGGAGGUACACCAACUCAUCAACUGUGCUGUGGAAUCAGUGAAAAGCACCAAGUUCCUGGGGGUGCACAUCACAGAUGACCUGACAUGGACAACUAACACCACCUCCCUUGUCAAGAAAGCACAGCAACGCCUCCACUUCCUAUGCAGGAUGAGGAGAGCCGACCUCCCCCCUUCUGCACUCACCACCUUCUACAGGGGUGCCAUUGAGAGCAUCCUCACCAGCAGCCUUGGAGUUAAAAUGGUGGCAGAGACAUCUCUUAUUAAUUCAAAUUUAACACGUUUCAUGGCAAUUCUGACCAUGGAAAAGUUGGACCUACCACCAUCUAGUGCUUUGUCUGUGUUCAUUUUUGGGAUCAUCACAUACUGUUUAAUUUUGUUCCUCCACUCCAUGUUACUUGUGGCAAUUGUUGUAAAAAAGGAUCUCCAUAAACCUAUGUACAUACUGCUAUUUAAUUUAUCCAUAUGUGACCUUUUGGGAUCUACAGCUUUUUACCCUCAGCUGGUUUGUAGCAUAUUGUCUCAGACUCGAGAAAUCUCCUACCUUGCCUGUGCCUUACAAGGCCUGUUUAUUCACCUAUAUGGGAAUGGAUCUCUUUUAUUUCUCACUGUUAUGUCUUAUGACAGAUAUAUUGCCAUUUGCCAGCCUUUGAGAUAUCAUAAUAUAAUGACACAAGCUGUUUUGAUAAAAUUUAUCUUCUUGGUCUGGUCUGUAAAUUGUACUAUGAUUGGGACUUCAUUUGUGCUCACAUUAAGCAAAGAAAUCUGCAGGACAAAUAUAGUGGACACAUUCUGCAAUAAUCCAUCAUUAAUGAGGUUAAGCUGUGAGGAUACAAGAGUAGUUAACUACUACGGCUUGUUUACUAUCGCUCUUUCCCAAGGCUCUUCCGUACUGAUAGUGUCAUUAACAUAUAUCAAAAUCCUAAUUACCUGUCUUUCUACACAACAGAAAAAUUCUAUAAGGAAGGCAAUGCAAACCUGUGGGACACAUUUAGUUGUUUUUCUGAGUUUUGAGGUUAAUGGAUUCUUAGCACUGCUUUCUCACAGGUUAGAAACAGUAUCUCCACACUUAAGAAGAGCCUUUGGUGUUUCAAUUAUUAUUUUUCCUCCAAUUCUUAACCCACUUAUUUAUGGAUUGAAAACAAGGGAAAUCCGACAAACUAUAUUUAAGUUCUUCAAAAGAAAGAUCGCUUCUAGAUAA
Molecule: messenger RNA, 1308 nt
Organism: Neoarius graeffei (lesser salmon catfish)
Lineage: Eukaryota; Metazoa; Chordata; Actinopteri; Siluriformes; Ariidae
Product: olfactory receptor 51I2-like
Exons: 3
Coding region: 1-1308 (435 amino acids)
Biological process (GO): G protein-coupled receptor signaling pathway
Cellular component (GO): membrane
Molecular function (GO): G protein-coupled receptor activity; olfactory receptor activity; methyltransferase activity
Source: RefSeq, a predicted model, not a curated record